Messenger RNA from Electrophorus electricus (electric eel), 5210 nucleotides. The record is from RefSeq and is a predicted model, not a curated record. NCBI's taxonomy places the organism in Eukaryota, Metazoa, Chordata, Actinopteri, Gymnotiformes, Gymnotidae.
CGGUGGAGCACUCGCCACGGAAAGGGUGUUAAAACAAUUUCAGGCUUGCGAAUUCAUCCAGCAGAAACUUGUCCACGCCAAGGGAGCAGCCAUAGCAUGAGGGAUCAAGUCAGACAUGGAUAAAUAUGAGAAGGUGAAGAAGAUUGGGGAGGGCUCUUUUGGAAAAGCCAUCUUGGUCAGGUCCAGGGAAGAUGGCCACCAGUAUGUCAUCAAGGAGAUCGGCAUCUCCAGGAUGUCUAAUAAAGAGAGACAGGAGUCACGCAAAGAAGUGGCAGUCUUGGCUAACAUGAGCCACCCCAACAUUGUGCAGUACAAGGAAUCUUUUGAAGAGAAUGGUUGUUUGUAUAUAAUAAUGGAUUAUUGUGAGGGAGGUGACCUGUUUAAGAAGAUCAACAAUCAGAAAGGGAUUCUGUUCUCUGAGGAGCAGAUACUUGACUGGUUCGUGCAGAUAUGCCUGGCUCUAAAACAUGUACAUGACCACAAGAUCCUGCACAGAGAUAUUAAGUCACAGAAUAUUUUCCUUUCCAAGGACGGUACAAUACAGCUUGGGGACUUUGGGAUCGCUCGAGUUUUAAAUAGUACGGAGGAGUUGGCCAGGACCUGCAUUGGAACACCCUACUAUCUUUCCCCUGAGAUAUGUGAAAAUAAACCAUACAACAACAAAAGUGAUAUUUGGGCGUUGGGGUGUGUCCUGUAUGAAAUGUGCACACUUAAGCAUGCCUUCGAGGCUGGGAAUAUGAAGAACCUGGUGCUGAAGAUCAUCCGUGGCUCGUACCCACCCGUGUCUGUGCACUACUCUCAGGACCUGCGCACUCUGUUGGGCCAGCUGUUCAGGCGCAACCCUCGGGAGAGACCAUCUGUCUCUGCCAUACUGGACAAGCCGUUCCUCACCCGCAGAAUCAACAGAUUCCUCUCUCCACAGCUUAUUGCUCAGGAAUUCAGCACAUCUCUUCUGCUCAAACAGCCCAAUGUGAGUGAGGACCCAGUUGUACCAGCCAAACGUCCUGUACCUUGCCCUGCCCACAUCAGCUCUGCCCAGAAGAUCACCAAACCAGCUGCCAAAUACGGAGUGCCUUUAACAGUGAAGAGACCUGCUGACAUGGGCAGAAAGGCAGCUGAUGUAGCCAAGAAACCAGCGGACAGAAAGCCUGGAGUCAAACUCAAGCAGGCUCCCCCUCCAGCAGCAGUUCAGAGGAGAAUGAGUCGAAUGGAGGAGGAGGAGAGGAGGAAGCACGAGGAGGGAGUGAGGAAGAAGCGGCUUGAAAUAAUGGAGAGAGAGAGGAAACAGAGAGAGCAGCAGAUGUUUGUCCUGAAAGCUGCUCAGAUGAAAAGAUUUGAGAGGGAAAAGCUUAAUCGGAUCAAUCGUGCACGGGAGCAAGGCUGGAGGCAUGUUCUGAGCUCCAGUGGUGGUAGCAGCCCAGAGAGGAAGUUUUAUGGGGGCGGAGGCAUGGGAGCCCCUCCUCCCCCUCCACCUGCCCCUGUUCCUGCCCCUGUCCACAUUCAACCUCCACUGCCAGGACCAACCCCUGCUCCUAAAGAAGUAGCCAGAGCUUCAGCGGAUAACAGUCCAGCAACGGUGGCAGGAGACCCUAGAGUGCUGAACGGUCACGUCUGUCUGCCACAUUUGGAUUCUGUCAACAAGGGGACACGGAGGACCAGUCUCCAGAACGAGACUGCGUCCAAAAACGACUAUGCCCACAGGUUGCGGGCGCAGCUGGCAGCAGAGAAGGCCAAACAGGUGGAGGAGUUCCUGCAGCGGAAACGAGAAGCCAUGCUCAAUAAAGUUCGUGCUGAAGGCCAGCUGGGGGCCCGGCAAAACCUGGCCGCCAUCUUUGUGAGUCGGACAAACUCCUCGCGAUGCAGGAGACCCAGGGUCAACAAAGAGGAGGAGGAGUACCUGUCCCGGCUGAGGCAGAUCAGAUUGCAGAACUUUAAUGAGCGUCAGCAGAUCAAAGCUCGCCUCAGAGGAGAAAAGCAAGACGGUGAGUGCCCAGACAGUAAGGAAUCCUUUGAGGAGCUGGAGCUCAGGAGGAAAAAGAUUGAAGCUCUGAAGGCCCAGUCCAAGGCCCGUGCAGCUGUGCUGAAAGAGCAGCUGGAGAAGAAAAGGAGGGAAGCGUAUGAGCGGGAGAAGAGAGCCUGGGAAGAUCAUCUUGUGGCUCGAGGUGUGAAGGUUGCUAUAGCUCCUGCAAGUGGAGUUGCACCUGCUGCAGCUCCUCUCCCCACCCCACCACCUCAGCCCAACCUCACCCCACAGGACGCUGUCACUAAAGCCUCGCUGUCCUGUAGACCCACCACUCCAGCCAUCUCCAUGACGGCAGCACUGAAAGAUGUGGGCGCGAUUGUGUCUGGACAGAAUUCCCCGACAAAGGAGGCAAUCCCAAAUUUCGACACAGCAGCUGUUCAGAGUGAGAGGAAGGAGAUUCUGCGCAGGCUGAAUCAGAACCUGAAGACUCAGAUUUCUGAAGCAGAGAAUGUUGGAGAGGCGACGCCAACCAGUGUGCCUCAACCUGCCCCUCAGACCAGUCUGCCAGUCAUGGAGGAGAGACCACCAUCUGGAGCUGAUAGGCGCAGGUGGGAGGCCGGAGCUCAGCCCAUACUGCCUGUAACACAGCAGACUCUGGUGGACACCUGUAGCAGUACAGAAGUGUCUCAGUCAGUGUCUCCAGAGGCGAUUGCUCCCAAUGGUGGUGAUAGAAAGAGGUGGCAGGCAGAAGCAGCUCCUCUGUCUGUGGCUCACCAGACUCUAGACGAGACCAUUCUCAGUACAGCAGAACAGACAGUAGGUGAGGUCAUUCCUAUGGAGCCCUGGAAGGGGGAGGGACUUAUGAAAGCAUGGGGCCCGCCUCCAGUUUUGGAGGUUCUGAAAGUAUUAGGGGAGGAGGUGGAGCUUCAGCCAGUCACCCAGGGCCUGAGUCAUGCCAGCAUCUGUGACAACACACUUACCAAAAGCCUUAAACCUACGGUUGAGCCUUCAAAUGAAACUGAUUCAUCAAUACUGGGCCCUUCCCCUCAGCCAAUUCAAUCUGCCAUUGACCAGAACCAAGAAAGCAGAGAUUUUAUUGGAAAGAAUGAAAGUCAGCUAACUGCCAUAUGCUUAGAACUUGAACAGCAAUCUGAAUAUGAGAAGACUGUGUCAGAAGCAGAGGAGGACAGAAGUUGUGAACAAAUUGCAGGCUCAACAGAGAAUUUUCUAAAUCCUAUUCCUGGUGAAAAAGAGACUGAGGGAGCAGAUGAGGUUGAUUCUUUGGUCCUGGAGGAGGGCCCUCUGGUGGCCUCCAAGCCCCCAGCUAGAGUGAUGCAUGCAUGGGAACAGGAAACUUUGCAGCCUCGGCCAGGUGGGGGCAGUGUAAUACUGGAAGCGCAACAAAAAGAAGAGGACAGGGGUAAUGAAGCAAAGCAGGCUGAGCUCACAGAGGCAGCUUUUGUGAAGGUGAGCUGCAGUCCUGUGCACCGCCUCACAGUGGCGCUCUCUGUGCUCUCUGCCCAGUCCUCGGUAGAGGACUCCUCGUCCUCUCUGGCCUCCCGCUCCCGGUCCGUGUCACCGCUGCGCUCCCGCCGCACCAACGAUGCUCUCCUCAUCGGCCUCUUCAAUGGCUUCUUUGACGCCAACAACCCCAAGAUGCUGAGGACUUGCUCUCUGCCGGAUCUCGGCAAACUCUUCAGUGCCUCAGAACCAGAUGGUGCUUCUGCCCAUGACAAUAAUUUGGAGAUGGAGGAUCUGGAGGACAAAGAGGAUGAGCCGUCUGAGACUGAAGAUAUAUAUGAGGAUGAGGAUCUGAGGGAGCUCAGGGCCUCUAUGGAGAGACUGCUCCAUCAGCGCCAUAGCAACGAUGCCUCCGACGAAGACGUCGCUGGUUCUAAUGGCAGCCCCGGCGACGAAGACGAACGCAGGCUGUCCAGUGCCAUCUGCAUCCAUGCUGAGGAUGAGGUUGCCAGCGGCAAUGGGAGUGAGGCGGGGCUGCUGCUCAGUAAUGGCCUCACAGCUGAGGAAGAGGAGGAGCAGAGCAGCGAGAGGCAGCUGAAUGAAGAAUGGCAUUCGGAUGGUAGUGAGGAAGAGGAGGCAAGUGAUUCAGAGCAGCAGGACAGUAUCUUCAGCCGUCUGGAAGAGCUGCGUUUCCAUCUGGAGCAGGCCAUGGGUUUCGAGCACUUCAUUGAGGCCUACAACAAGAUUAAGGCCAUCCAUGAAGAUGAAGAUGAGAACAUCGAUAUGGGCUCCAGCAUGGUGCAAAGCAUAUUGGGACAUGAGCACCAGCACCUGUAUCCCAAGAUCCUCCACUUAGUCAUGGCAGAUGGAGCGUACCAAGAAGAUAAUGAUGAAUGAGGCAUUCCUCUGGGCUGCCUUGGACAAUCUGCUUGGCAGACUGAAGUCUUCCCAUAAUGCUAUGCAUGAAGCCGAGAGUGUGCAUGCAGCGAGUGGGGGUGCUGGGCUUGCGGACACGUGGCCUAGUUUGGAGCUCACAGAUGACCAUCUACUUCCAUGGCCAGCAUCUAUAGCACUUCUGUGUAAAUUAGAUUUGUUUGAAAAAUAAUAUAAUGUUUAUUUAACCAAAGCCCAAGUUGGUAACAAAAAAGGGGUAGUGGCAGAGAGAGUGAGAAAAUGUGUGUUUCUGUUGACAGGUUGUGUGCGAUCACGUCUCACUAUACUGUAUUUACAAAUAACUGACGGCAUGGUGAUACGAAGGUUAGGGCUCCAUUAUUUGUCCAGUGUCAGGUGCUUACUUAUAACAAGAGGCAGAGCUCAGCCAAAUAUCUGCCUUGUAAGAAACCAGUGUAACAUUUAUAUUGGUCUAUUCACACACAACCACACACACACCUCUCUUUCUACUUUUUACAGAAAGGAAAAUCUUUUACGGAAGGCAUGCCAAAUCUGUGCAUUAGAACUCCUUCCAUGUUUCCUGUGUUCAAGAAACUCAGUUUAGUCACGCGGAAAGCCUGGGCAGAUGUUGCUGUGAGCCUGUUCACAUUGCUCAUUAAGAGCAGCCACAUAGAGUAUGCAUUGACUGACUGUAUUUCUGAAGUUUUAGAAUGUUUGAGUACCUUGUGCAUGCUUUAUACAUGCCUUAUGCUGUUGCACUUCUUUUGUGAUGUAAAUGGAAUGAUGUCAUUGUAGCAGCUACUACUAUGAUGUACAGAAUACUGUCAAAAAGAGUACAGGAAGGGGCAAAUAAAAGUUGUAUCUUUGUAUUCAUAAAUAAAUACUUUUUUUGUUA